AUGUCCGAUCGAGCGUCAGAGUCCAACAUUUAUAGUGCAAAUAGAACUGCUAAUAAUAGAAGACCGUAUUUCUGUCAUCAAUGCCAAGUUGACAUUGAGCCUUUAAUGGCUCCCAAUCCAACCUGUCCUCGUUGCAAUGGUGAAUUCGUAGAAGAGAUUGUAGAAAAUAAUGAUCUAAGGGAAUUAAUUGAGCAAGGUGCGGGGCAGGAAACCGAUGAUGAAUACGAUGAUACUCCGUAUCCUUCGGGAAAUCCUCAAAAUGGAAUAAACGAGCUUUUACAAAUCAUUCAGAGUAUGCUCAGACCCAAUGCUCCUGUGCGAGUACAGACAGAAAAUGAAGGUCAGAACACUAGUGAUGACCGUGCAUCUCCACCCUUUGACAUUACACAAUUAGUUAGGAUGUUAGAAAAUUUUGGAGCAAACAACGCAGCAAAUUUCAUGAAUAUAUUUAAUAUCGCAGGUGAUCCAGCAGAUUAUGCAUGGAGUAAUACAGGAUGGGAUAAUAUCAUCUCACAAUUGAUGGAACAACAAGCUGGAAGACAAGCCCCACCACCAGCUACAGAUGAAAUGAUUGAGAAUUUACCAAAGACGAAGAUUUCAAAAAAGCAAAUCGUUGAAGAACAAUUGGGAUGCCCGGUUUGUAAAGAUGAAUUUAAAAUAGACGAAGAAGCGGUAUAUCUGCCUUGCACUCAUGCUUUUCAUUACGAUUGUAUAAAACCAUGGUUAAAAAUGAAUGGAACCUGUCCUGUAUGUCGGUAUUCAUUAGUCAGUCAGGACAAUAAUGAACAAAAUGGUAAUGAUGGUACUGGUUCAUCAGGUAACAGUAACAGUAGAUUCAGGCCACCAGCCUCAACAUAUCGAUUCAGUUCCAAUUCUUCUUUGCCUGGAGCAUAUCCAGAAAACCAGCAGAAUAAUGGGCAGAAUCGUCAAGGUGAUUCGUGUGAUCAUAUGGAUUUGGAUCAAGAACCUGUUGAUUAA
This is a messenger RNA of Funneliformis caledonium, 978 nucleotides long. NCBI's taxonomy places the organism in Eukaryota, Fungi, Glomeromycota, Glomeromycetes, Glomerales, Glomeraceae. The record is from the annotation of a GenBank genome assembly.